ACUGAGGCUGGAGCUGGAUCGGGGCAUGCCUGGAAGGAGAGAAGCCAAAUCAAGAACACUGUGAUUCAUUUUAACAUCACUGAGUGAUCACCCCAUAUGAAAAUGGAGAGGCAAAGACCCACUAUAGGGGAGGUACCAGAGGGGAGAGUAAAAUCCCCUCAUGUCCUCCAGGCUGGGAGUAUUGGAGAGUUCCUUCAAAGGAGACCAGGAGAGCCGAUGCAACAGCAAGCAGGGGAGGGUUCCCUUUCCCUUGCGCAAUGGGAAGUCCAGUGGCAGGAGUUCCUCAGGACACUGGAAACCCCUCACUCUGGAUGGGGAAGCCCCCACUUGCCAGCAAAACCUUCGCCCUGGGAUGAUGCCAAGGCCUUUCUGGCCUCCUUUGAGCAAGUGGCCGAAGCCUGUCAGUGGCCCCAGGAAGAGUGGGUGACCCGACUCCGGCCAGCCCUCAGUGGAGAAGCUGAGCAGGCCUUUAAUGGUCUGGAUGUCAGAGACAGAGAGGAUUAUGGGAAGGUGAAGGCAGCCAUCUUGCGAUGGGAUGCCAUGAGCCGGGAGAAGCAGCGUCAGCAGUUCAGGCAUUUCAGCUACCAGGAGGCUGAGGGGCCACGCGGGGCUUACACCCGACUCCAGGAAACAUGCCGUGGGUGGCUGAGAGUGGAGAAGCACAGUAAGGAGCAGAUCUUGGAACUUUUGAUCCUGGAACAGCUGCUGACUGUCCUGCCCCCAGAGAUUCAGGGCCGCGUGAGGGAAAGCGGCCCCGAGAGCUGCUCCCAGGCAGUGGCCUUGGCCGAGGAGUUCCUGUUAAGGCAUCGAGAGGCUGUGAGGCAGGAAAUGCAGGCGUCCUUGGAGGAAGUGACUGGAACUGUUUCUGAGGCAGGCCAGGAGCCCUCUGAGAUGAAGCUGAGGCAGCUCUUGAUGGGCAUCAAGGAAGAGGACGACGGAGAGGCCAGUCUGCUGGGUGAUAUGCAAGAGAAUGAAAAUGAUGGUGGACUCCAGGCAUUAUCAUUGGACAACACUGAGAAUGAAGAUUUGAAAGGAAACUUCAGGAAUGAAGAUGGACCAAAGAGGAAGGAGAGAAACCACAUGGUGGAGGGGCGGGAUAAAACUAUUCCUUUUCAAGGUGGGGAAUUCCAGGAAAUCCCAACCCAAGAAGAAAAGAUAACCCAAAAGAGAAGGAACAAAGGCCUCAGUGCUCACCUGAGAAUCCACACAGUGGAAAAUCAAAACAAAAGCUUGGUGUUCGGAAAGAGCUUCAGUCAGAGCACAAACCUUUUUUCAUAUCAACAAAUUCACUCAAUCGAGAAACCCUAUCAUUGUUCAGAGUGUGGAGAGAGCUUCAGUCGGAGAACAACUCUUAGUUCACAUCAAAGAAUUCAUGCAGGGGAAGAGCCUACUAAACUCCCAGAAUUAGAAAACAGCUACAAUGGGAGAUCACACCAGCACAAGCAUCAAAAACCCCACACAGCUGAGAAACUGUAUCAAGGCUUAGAGAUUGAAAAGAGCUUCAGUGGCCAUAUGGUGCCCCAAAGUACACCCUCAGUGGAGAGACGGUAUCAGUGCUCAGUUUGUGGUAAUAGAUUUAGGCGGGCAUCACACCUGCAGCAGCAUCAGACACUCCACACAGGGGAGAAACCGUAUCAAUGCUCAGAGUGUGGGAAGAAGUUUACUCGGGCAUCGUCCCUGCGCCAACAUCAAAGACUCCACACGGGCGAGAAACCAUACGAGUGCUCGGAGUGUGGGCAGAGAUUUGGUUUUAGCUUUCACCUUCAGCGGCAUCAGACAAUCCACACAGUGGAGAAACCGUAUCAGUGUUCGGAGUGUGGAAAGGCCUUCUGCCACCGCAUAAGCCUCACUGUACAUCAGAGGAUCCACACAGGGGAGAGACCGUACAAGUGCUCGGAGUGUGGAAAGAGGUUUAGCCAGGCAUCCCACCUCCAAAAGCAUAGGAAGAUCCACACGGGCGAGAAACCUCACGAGUGCCCAGAGUGUGGAAAGAGAUUUAGUUACCGUUCCCGCCUCCAACGGCAUCGAAGUACCCACAUGCCAAAAACCAUGUAGCUGCUCAAGAUUGCAGCAAGAGCUUUUCUGCUAAAUUAAACCUACAAUUGGUGGCUUAGGUCUCCCUCGUAGCAUGUAGCACUUUCGAUCGGCUUCAGCUGAAAAGCCAGCUGCCGCCAUUUCUUAAAAAGCGUGGCAAUCCAUGCUGUGAUCACAUCCAGCGAAUCAAAUGUGCUAUAUGUGGGGCUCCCUUUGGAAAUGGCAUGGAAACGUCAUUGGUCCACAAUGGUCGGGCUGUUCGCAGGGGUUGAUUACAGAGAUCAUAACAGCCCCAUGCUGAAAUAUCUGCACUGGCUACCUGUUUCUGGUGACAAUUCCAAGGCCGGUUGCCACCUCAUCUCAGAAGGCAGGGACAUGCGAAGCAGGGCCUCUGAAGAUGAUGGCAUUGGUUGAGUCAGUUCAUAAGGUGGUUGGCAUUCCUUCAGAUAUGUUGGUCCCGAGCCAUAUAGGACUUUAAAGGUCAACACCAGCACCUUGAAUUAUGCCCGGAAACAAAUUGGAAGACAGUGUAGAUGAAACAAGACUGGAGUGAUAUUGUCCCUAUAACCCAUUCCAGUCAACAUCCUCGAGGCAGCAUUCUGCACCCACUGACAUUACAAACACUUUUCAAGGGCAGCCCCACAGACAGUGAAUUACAGUAAUCUAGUUUACACGUAGUCAGGGCAUACAUCACCAUGGCCAAAUCUUUUCGUCUGCUAACCAGACAAAGCUAGUUAAAGGCAACCCUAGCAACGGCUGCCGCCUGCUUAUACAGCAGUAGGCCUGAGUUCAAGAGCGACCCUCAACUAUCAACCUGUUCCUUCAAGGGGAGCGCAGCCCCCUCUGCCUUGUACUUUUGAUCCACCGUGUAUUCUUACACCGUCAGAUGAGCCUGUGCUUUAAUUACUGGGGGUGUCGAGGGCUUGGAAAGAGUUCUGUGAUGGACGUUUUUAGUCAUUGCCCCUUUUUGUGUAUGGAACUCCCUUUCGAUGGAAACUGAAGCUGCCUUCUUUUGCCUUUUUGGAAACUGAUACAAACAUUUUGUUUUGCAAAACAUGAGGGGAUAAGAUUUCCAUGCUGUCUGUUACGGGCAUAAGGCUGUGCAACCAGCCGACAUCCCAAAUUUGCAGGUUGUUCUUUCCUGGCAGGGAUGCCUGAGAGGGUGGAAGGACCAAAAUGGCCGCCAGGAGUGACAGUGGAAUGCUCUUUUCAUUGAAGUCAGCACUUGAGUCACAAGCGGGGGGGGGGGGACACCUGUCACUCAGCCUUUUCUGAUGGUCCCCACAGAUACUGUCUUCAGGAAGCAAUGUUUGGAGAGGCUGGGGUGGAGGUCAGAAAGUGGGUCUGGUUGUGGAUUUCAUUGAAGCCUCAAGAUGCGGACAAUGCCAGAGAUGGAAUGUUUUUCCUGACUCUCUCUGGAUGGAGGGAAUGCCCUACACCAGUCACAGGGUGGGGGCAUAAUUUUCUAGGAGAUCAAAAUCUUUUCACUUGGAAAGAAAUACAUCAUACACAAUCCACUGAAUUCUGAUGGAAAGAAAGACAUCUGAAAAGUGGCUUCGGUGGUCACUUUUUUGUGUCCGAGUUCAACUGAGACACUGCAUGUUUAUAAACUUGAUCAUCCAAUUCCUGCCAGCUGGUCACCAAAACGGGGUGGGUGCAGGGGCCAAGCAUUAUUUUUAUUGACACAGUACAACCUUGUAAUAUGCCCUCCUCCACGUACCUGUAUCGCAAGUCCCUCAUCUCAUACAAUCAGUCUCAUGAACCAUGAAGGUUUGUUUUAGUUAUGAAAUUACUGGUACAUAGUCUACAUUUCUGAAAAAUGCCCGCUUUUGUUACUUUUGGUUAAUUACAACACUCAGUCAGAGUUCAACAAGUUUGCUAACUAUUUUGUAACUUUUUGAUCACUAAAAAGAGGUCUAACCGAUCAAGGUGGCAGGAAAGCGUAGGCCAAUUACCGUAAAGCUUUAUUUUCCUGGCCUUUUUCAAUGCAAAAUCAUAAACUUCUUCCUCUAAGGCAAUUCCUUUUGCAAGUUCACAGUCAAUAGACAAGAUGUCUAGGAGCUUGACUGUUCUUGCCCCAUUGCAGAACGCUUGCAGUUCUUGAGGAGGGCUAGCUUGCGGAAACUUCUUUCAGUUUACUACGCAGUAAUUGGCAGCACAGAAAUAAUUGGUAGGGCUGUGCACAGGUCACUGAAAUUAGUUGCCACAACAUUGUAAUAAUUUUCAUCUUGAUUUUGUUCAUCUGCUUCCCUAGCGAUUGUAUUGUUGCCUGACUGCAGAAAGGCCUUGUCAGAUUUGAAAAACUGGAGGAUAGAUUUCUUUCCUUUAGUUUCUUACUGUUCCCUUUCUUUAUCUACGUAUGUGUCUGGCUGCUUGGUUUACAUUCUGUUGCCAGCCUCCAGGUGGAGCCUGGAGAUCUCUUGGAAUUAUAACUGAUUUUCAGAACACAAAGAUCAGUUCCCCUGGAGAAAAUGGCUGCUUUGGAGGGUGGAUUCUAUGGCAUUAUACCCUGCUGAAGUCUCUUCCCCUCCUCAAACCACACCCUCCCAUACUCCACUCCCAAAUGUCCAGGAAUUUUCCACCCUGGAGCUGGCAACCCUAGGCCCAGCAUUUCAGACUGUUGCUUGAGACUGCUGCUCAAACACUGCUUCUGAUUGGAUCCAGCAGAUCUCACAAGAUCUGGACAAUAGAUACAAGGAAAUAAGUUUCUAUCUAUGUCCUCAGGCAUGAUCUAUAGUUGGUCCUCAGUGUCCUCCUCCUCUUUUCCCCUCAUGGUAAUGAUGAUUGCAGGCUGGCCAGGCCCCGCUUGAACUUCAGGCCCCAGUAGAGUGCACCCUUCUCCCCGCCCCCCCACAUAGGGGCCCUGGGUGCGUAUUAAUGGAACACAAGAAAGAAAAUUUUUGAAUUAAGGAUACCCCAACCACCGUCACUCCCAAAAUCAGCCCAGUGGAGCCUGAGCAUGCUACUUCCCUUCCAAGAGCAAUGAAGGUGGAGUUGAGUUGAGCAUUAUUUAAUAUGGGGGGGGGGGGGAAAUGGAGGGGGCAAUGUGUAUCUCUCAACCCUAAUUGCCUCAGCCUUUCUCUCCAAAUGAGCUCUGCAGAAGGUUUUUUUAGGAUCUGACCUAAAGAGCCCAAUUUCUCCCCAUGGAUGUUUUGUCUCAAAGAGGGCAGUGACCCCUUACUUGGCUGGGGGUGAUCUUAGAUGUGUGUGUGGGGGGGGGGUGAACAUGGUGAAACAUGAAUCUCCCCCCCAACACAAGCCCUCCCAUACCUCCUGUUUAGGAGUUGCCAAUAUUUAUACUGGUCUCUCUGGCUGUCCCUUCAAAAUACCUUGGAUUUGUACAAUUACCAGCUAAUGUCGUUCACCUCAACAAGGAAAAGUUUCAGCUUCUCAUUUCCACACAUUAAGUCACAAUGCAUGGGACAGGAGAUUUUUCUCUUAGCAACCCUCCCCUCACUGUGACUCCUAUGUAGUCCUGGGAGUUGUUUUAAAAAAAUGUUUCCAAAGUGUUUAAUGUUAGCAUUUUCAUCUGUUGGCUUGUUUCUUUGUGAGGGAUUUCCCUCCUAUACUACUCAAGCCCUUUCUCCCAGCCUAACCUACCUCACCGGGUUGUUGUGAGGAUAAACUGGAGGAGUGGAGAACAAUAUUGUGCAUCUAUAUGGGGUGGCUUGGAUAUUUAUAUCUAUUUUGAAAUUUUAAAAAUGGAGGUAUUUAUUGGAGUCCAUGAAAAACCUGUUUUUAUUGCAGCAUUUAAUUUAGAAAUGUAUCUGACUGUUUCCUUGAGGACCUGAGAAACUUGGUGGGGGUAGAGUAUGUUGUUAAAUGAUGCUAUUUUUUUAAA
Molecule: messenger RNA, 5875 nt
Organism: Eublepharis macularius
Lineage: Eukaryota; Metazoa; Chordata; Lepidosauria; Squamata; Eublepharidae
Product: zinc finger protein 436-like
Exons: 4
Coding region: 97-2055 (652 amino acids)
Biological process (GO): regulation of transcription by RNA polymerase II
Molecular function (GO): RNA polymerase II cis-regulatory region sequence-specific DNA binding; DNA-binding transcription factor activity, RNA polymerase II-specific
Source: RefSeq, a predicted model, not a curated record